UUCUAUUUUGUUUUCAUUCUAUUACAUGUUACUCUCGGCCAAAAUUACCGAUUUUUUCAUCUAUUUCAAGUGAUCAUCACUUUUAGUGUAAUUUGUUUAAAACUUCAUCAGAUAUGGAUGUUGUUGCAAUCCGAUUCCUUCAGUCAUGAAUGCUUCAAUCAACUAUAAACGCGGAUUUCGUAAUUUAUUAACAUUUAUGUCUGCUUAAUUUCAAUUCUAGUCCUAGCAAGAAUAAGCUUAUUUGAUACGAAUCCUUUAUGCUUCUGUCCAUGUUCCUCUUUUCUUUUUGAUUUGUGAUAAAUUUGAAAUUUAUUGCAGUUUCAUCUCGUCUCAAGUUGAUAUCCAUUUCCAGUUCAUGUAGAUCUUGAUGAGGCUUUGCUAGUUGUUUGAUUGAAAAUAUCAGAUUCUGUAGAAUUUGGUAUAUUCACAUUAGUAGAGUGGAUUAUGUUGGAAUUUGUUUAAUUCUUGUGUAGGUUUAGUUUCAUGCUUCUUAAAUGGUUCAUAUUCUCAUAUGCUGAAUUACUGUUACGAGAUUUGACAUUUGUACCAUUUGGAAAUAUUUGUUUUAAACUAUCAUGUCUCGUUUAGCGAUUAGAUCCAAAGUGCAAUUGGGCUUAUUUUUCAAUUGGAGAUUAGUUUCAAUUGUUGUUGAUUGUAGCCAUGACAGUAGUUGUUGGGAAAUUUAGAGAUAGACAUGAAACAAUCCUUGGUUAUAAUAUUAGAUCAGAUAACUUACGUAAGUUGGUCUUUGGGAUUAAUAGGAAGAGUGUUCGUCGAAUGGAAUGGAGAGGUUUGGCAAAAGUGUGUCGAUCGCUCAAAACCCAGAGAAGGUUGAAGUAAAGAAAUAGAAUUAGAUAUGUAUACAUAUUGACUUUUGGAUGUGAGAUAUAUGUUUCUUGUUGUUCUUGUUCUGAAUUCUCUUUUUGAAAGUUUAUCUGUUUAAUGGAAUUAGAUUUUGUUUUUUGCACUAUGGGACUUAAAUCAAAAGCAGAUUGGACAUGACACUGAUUGGAAUGUGAAUUAAACCAAAGGUGGGGGAUGAGACAGAUGAAGGGUGGCAGUUUAUUAAUUUCUUAAUUCCAUGCUACGUACUAUUGUUGAAAUGAGCAAAAGCAGAAAGCGCUCUUCCAAGUGGGAUUUAAAAGAGGAACAUCAAUAUUCUCUUGAAAAUGUACAAGACAGUGCUUGGUUCGCGAACGCCUGUGAUAGAGAAUCAGAACAUGGAUCCUUCUCCCCAGAGUUCGGUAGGAAUGGCAACAAGUGGUCUGCUAUUAAAUCUAAGCAUGGACUGCCUUCAAAGGAAUAUUUACAUGGAAGCAAAUGUGGUGAAAACAAUAGCGACUGUGCCACAAAUUGGAAAACUACAACUCCAUGUGACGGUGAUGAGACUUACAGCAUGAAAAAGUCUCCUACUCUUAAUGACCGGAGGCAACAAAAUUGCCACCAUUCUCUUAAAAGUGAUUGGAGCAGAAGCAGGAGUAGGAGCCGAAGUAGAAGUCGUAGUAGAAGCCCAAUUGAUGGCAUUGGGCGGCAACCGGGAUUCCUUGAGAUGACCAGAAACGGAUCUGGAGUGUCAACUCAAAUAUGUAAAAAAUUUAUGGCUGGGAGAUGCAGGAGAGGCAGUCUGUGUCAUUUUCUUCACCAAGAUAUUCAAAGCCAUGAGGAUGGUUCGGAUAAUAGGCAAAAGAGAGCUAGUGUUUCAAAAUAUAUUACUUGCAAUGAAGAUAAAUAUUACCUUAUUGAGAGUGGAAGAUCUACUGAUUGUUGUACUGAUUACCGGAAAGGUAACUGUCGCAGAGGUGCAUCGUGUAGAUCUGCUCAUGAUGGUGUUUCUGAUGGCUUCAGCAAAGGAUCAAUAAAUGAGAUAAGUAGAGAAAGGGAAAAUAAUAAGAGGAACAAACUUACAUCUCCAGAGCAAGAUGUUGAGCGUGAAGCUCGAAAAAGCAGUAGUAUACCUUGCAAGUACUUUUCUACUGGAAAUUGUCAUAAUGGAAACUAUUGUAGGUUUUCUCAUCCUGCAAGUACUGAAUGUGAUAGGGGUCAGUGGGGUCGAAGUUCUGUUAGUUCGGAUAUGUUGCUUGAUGGGGCAGAGCUGACAGAUAUAGAUGCUUCAUUCAAUGUAGACAAAUAUGGGAAUGCUUCAAACGGGAGUGAUGCUGAUGUGUCAAAUGAAUCUGAGAUACCCUGGACUGGUCCAAAAUGGAGUGCUGCUGAUGCUUCAAUUGAUCUUCACAACUCACGGGCUAGUUCAAAACAGAGUGAUAUAAGUGUCUACUUGGGGGCUUCAAAGUUGAACAAGGACACAAACGAAUUCUCUAGUUGUAACAUAGAUGAGAGAUGGCAGCAUGGAUAUGAUGCCUGUGGAAAGAACAGUGAGUCUAAUGUGCACUGUAAAAGAAUUGAUAUUGAUAAGGAGGAUCUGAAGAAGAUAGAAAAUGUUGGUGUUAAUACGGGUGUCUCUGAACCAAAAGGUGCUGAAGAGUCAAUUGUUGCUAUGGAAAUGUCCCCUAUGUGGAAUUGCAGGCUCCACUCUUCUGUCGAUAAGGAAAAGUCUCAUAGUUCAGAACCCACUCCUGUGGGCACAUCCCUACGAGCUCAUGGAAAGAAUAUAAUUGAAAAGGCCUCGGGUCAUGCACAUGAUGAGCAUGCAGCUUCACAGCUAAUGUCGAUAGAGGAAUCGAACUUUCAUCUAGACCACAUGACAAGGGGUAGCAGUUGUGCAGUAUUGCGAAGUUUUGACCAUCCUGGGCCAAGUUCAAGUUCUUUACCUUAUUCAAACUUAAACACAGUCAGACAAAGUGAACUGUCAUUCCCUUCUAAUGAAGUAAAUGUUAAAGUUCCACAAAACAACCUGCUGCUUCAAGAGGAAAAACCUAGUAACAAACUAAAUAUUGGGGAUACAAAUAUAUUACAUGGUAAUUAUGGAUUUCCGUCAACUCAGAACAUGGUAACUUUUGCAAACUCUAGAGGACCUGUUGAGUCAGGUCAAGAAAUUAUAUUCCCAGAGCAAUAUAAUCCCAGAUCUGAUAGCAUUGAUCCUGCUAAGAAGCAGGAUACAAAUACUGAGCCUUUGGGAUUUUCAGUUCAUCCUGUUAGUCAGGAAAGUACUGCAGAUGGCAAAUUAGAACUGUCGGCUAAGAAUUUUUUACCAUCAUCUCUUGUGGGUGGUAGAAAUGGUAGUGACUAUCAUAAUGAUCACAGUUCCAAAAGAGAUUCUGAUUUUGAUAGCCAUAAGCCAAAUCAGCUGGAGCCUAUUGCAAGUUUUGAGUUGACAAAGGAAAAUGGAGGAAUUGUUCAAACCAAGAAAGCUGAAGCAGAGAAUAAGAAUGGUCUAUCAGAGAACACAGAUGCAGACGAUAGGACUGAGGAGGGCAAGAAGAGCAAGGAUGUUAAAGGAGUUCGUGCAUUUAAAUUUGCACUUGUUGAGUUUGUCAAGGAUCUCCUCAAACCAACAUGGAAGGAAGGUCAAAUUGGCAAAGAGGCUUACAAAAGCAUUGUGAGGAAAGUUGUUGACAAAGUGACUGCUACAAUGCAAGGGACUAAUAUUCCUCGUACACCUGAAAAAAUUGAUCAAUAUCUGUCAUUUUCGAAACCAAAGCUUAGCAAACUUGUACAUGCAUAUGUGGAAAAGUUCCAGAAGAGCUAAAAGAAAUGGGGGAUCUUUACUGUGUAUUAUUUCCACAGCUACAUAUCAAGCUAUCAUAUAUUUCAAAAUUUACCCCAUCUUGUUAACUAGUUUCUACAGCUUCUACGAAUACUAACCUUUUCAAUUUUUGUUUAUGUGUGUUAUUCCUUUGAAGCAUGGCUAAGUAUGUAGAUAUUUACUUGUUUCUGUAUUAGAAGUUUAACAUAUGAUGUUGGCAUUUCCUUCUGCAUGUGUGAGUAUGUUAGAAGAUGGCUUACGUGCAGACCAAGGUAGUUCGAGCCAUGCAAGUUGCAGCUGAAGCAUAGGCCGCUGUUUUGUUACUUUUUAGUUGAUGUUUUGUUGCUUAGUUAUAUUAGAACUAAGUUAGUAACAUACUUGAUGUAAUUUGGUGCUGAUAGAUUUGAUAAAUCAGCUUAACCAAGUGUGCAAGCAAUGUUUUAUAAGUUUCAAGACAUUGUUAGUGGUUAGGUAGCAUUUUCAUCUUUUUGACAAGCUGAUUGCUUGAUAUAUGUAAUGCUUUUAGUUCUCAAUUGAUGAUGAAUAUUUCAGAAAA
This is a messenger RNA of Gossypium raimondii (Peruvian cotton), 4199 nucleotides long. Its product is annotated as zinc finger CCCH domain-containing protein 38. Bases 1082 to 3646 code for a protein of 854 amino acids. Gene Ontology annotation, molecular function: metal ion binding. The record is from RefSeq and is a predicted model, not a curated record. Lineage: Eukaryota; Viridiplantae; Streptophyta; Magnoliopsida; Malvales; Malvaceae. The transcript has 4 exons.